Molecule: messenger RNA, 1679 nt
Organism: Aspergillus campestris IBT 28561
Lineage: Eukaryota; Fungi; Ascomycota; Eurotiomycetes; Eurotiales; Aspergillaceae
Product: putative cofactor for methionyl- and glutamyl-tRNA synthetases
Exons: 1
Coding region: 241-1572 (443 amino acids)
Cellular component (GO): methionyl glutamyl tRNA synthetase complex
Molecular function (GO): tRNA binding
Source: RefSeq, a predicted model, not a curated record
AUUCAAUUGCUUCACUCUUCCGUUCGUUAUAGCCUUCUAGCCCUCUCCCUCCACUUCUCGCCGUAAUCCCUCGGGAUAGCAUCCACGCUGUCUCCCCUCGUGCCCCUCCUGCGCCGUGUGCGGGCCACCCCAGUAGCCCCACGCCGACUUCUCCCAACUGCCCCUCGUCUGCCUCACUUUUUCCUCCCCACCAUCACUACGCCUUCUCCGAUCACGCCUGCCACCAGGUCCCGCUCCACGAUGGCCAUCAAUUCCGCCCCCCAGACCUCGCUCCUCUCCCUCCUCUACCGCUCCUACCCGGGCGCCGUCUCCCCCGACGCCACCGAGCCCGACCUCCGUCACGCCUCCCACAAGAUCUUCUCCCAGAUCAACUACUCCGAGGAGGAGAAGGCCAGCACUAAGCUGUGGCUCGAGUCCGUCGAUGGCCUCCAGUCUGCGCUCGUCAAGGGCGACGCCACGGUCAUCUCCAACAUUCUGGGCCACCUGAACACCCACCUCGCCUCGCGCACCACCCUCCUGGGCAGCAAGCCGUCCGUCGCCGACAUCGCCCUGUAUGCGCUGCUGGCCCCCGUCGUCGAGAAGUGGUCCCCCGAGGAGCGCACCGGUGAGCACGGCCAUCACCACAUCGUCCGCCACAUCGACCUCGUCCAGAACAGCCGCCUGUUCGGCCUGCGCAUCCCCGACGAGGAGAAGAUCGCCAUCGACCUGAACGACGUGCGCUUCGUCCCCAAGCCCGUCGACCCCAAGGAGGAGAAGGAGCGCAAGAAGAAGGAGAAGGCCGCUGCCGCCGCCGCCACGGGCGUCCAGACCCCCGACUCCGGCAAGCCGCUGGUCGUCGGCAAGGGCCGCCCCGAGUCGAAGGACGCCGCCCCCGAGGGCAAGGCCAAGGAGGGCAAGGCCAACAAGAAGGAGAAGAAGGAGAAGAAGGAAAAGGCCCCCAAGCCCCCGCCGGCCCCCGCCGCCCCGCCCUCCCCGUCGGUCAUCGACCUGCGUGUGGGCCACAUCCUGCGCGCCAUCAACCACCCCAACGCCGACUCGCUGUACGUGUCGACCAUCGACUGCGGCGAUGCCCCCGGCACGGAGAACACGUCGCUGGACGAGGCCACGGGCAAGACGGUGCGCACCGUCUGCUCCGGGUUGAACGGCCUGAUCCCGCUGCCGGAGAUGCAGGACCGCAAGAUCGUGGCCGUCUGCAACCUCAAGCCCGUCACCAUGCGCGGCAUCAAGUCGUGCGCCAUGGUGCUGGCCGCGUCGCCGCGCGUCGCCGAGGGCGAGGACUCCCACGCGGGGCCCGUCGAGCUCGUCAGCCCGCCGGCCGAUGCCCCCGCCGGUGCCCGCGUCUACUUCGACGGCUGGUCGGAGGGCGAGCCCGAGAAGGUGCUCAACCCCAAGAAGAAGGUCUGGGAGACCUUCCAGCCCGGAUUCACCACGACGGACUCCCUCGAGGUGGCCUUUGACAGCAGUGCCGUUCCCGCCGUGCAGGGCCAGGAAGGCAAGCCCGCGCUGGGCAAGCUGACGACGCAGGGCGGGUUGUGCACUGUGAAGAGCCUGAAGAACGGCACGGUGCGGUAGGCACAUCUGUCCCGAUCAGGGGAUGCAGAAAAGGAAGAAUUGUGCAUGGCAACGAUUUAGGUAGCAUUGACGUGUUUAGACGAGAAAUGAUAUCUUGUUCAUUUUAA